Closterium sp. Yama58-4 is the source of this 5799-nucleotide messenger RNA. The record is from the annotation of a GenBank genome assembly. Lineage: Eukaryota; Viridiplantae; Streptophyta; Zygnematophyceae; Desmidiales; Closteriaceae.
AUGCAGCGCGGUGUAGUGCGCAAGGAGUCCGGGCUCCGCCGCUUCCUCAGCAUGCUGGGCCCAGUGCAGGUGGAGCCACAGCCGUCCAACGCGCCUCCUCCGCCGCCCCCGCCGGAGCCUCCAGGACCGAUCAAGUUAGGGUUCCUGGCAGAGCUAUCAGGGUCCCGGCGCUACGCGAACAACGACCUCGUCCCCAACUCAGGAGGAGCUUCCGGUGCCGCUGACACGCAGCUAGGGGGGCCAGCAGGAGCUGCAGACGCAGACGACGGCGGGUUAUUCGGGAAUCAAGGGCUAGAAAUAGACGUGGAGAAGAUCCUAGGGCCCGCAGCUGAGCUUUCCACUUCCUUGGGAUUGCCGGCGCUGACGAGGCGCGCGGCUCAGGGAGGAGGGGGGUCGGUGGAUUUUGGGGGGGAAUUGGACGAUGACGCUCAGUCGUCGUUCUCGCUGAACCGCGCGGAAGAUGCUGCUGCUGGCUCGUUCGUGGGCUCGCACCUGCUUGAAGGACUGGCUCCCGUGGGCGAUUCUCAAGGCGGGGGCAGCAUGGAGGACGGGUUUGCAGAGAGCAGGGGAGGGGCCGGGGGCAGCAGGGCAAGCCGCGGGUCGGACGGGGGAAGCACGCCUCGCAACCACGAGAUUAUCAGGCAGGAUUCUCAGUCGCUCGUGUCUCCUGCGCGAGCAGCUGCGGGAGCCGUUGCUGCCGCUUACUCCCGCCACAGGCGCCCGGGCGGGCGCUUGAGUGAGCAGAGGGACGUGGCGGGCGCAGCAGCAGGCGCGAGCAGCCCUGGCGGAGGGAGCAGCGCGGAGGCGUCGGUUAUGGCUGUGGUGGAAGGGCAGCAAGGGUGGGAGAAGGGCGGUGGUGCUACGCCCAGGCAAAGGAGCGGGGCGGAGAGCGGAUUGGCUGCGCGGAGAACUGGUAGCGGUGUGGAUGUUGCCCAUCCUGCACUUGCUGCUCCUGGCGGUAUGAACUCUACUGCUGCAGGGGGUGCUGCGUUUGGUGUGACCAGUGGUGCGUCUGUUCAGUCGGGGUACACUGUGGAUUCGGCCGCGGCCACUGCUGGCGUCACGGCGUCAGGCGCAGGUGCAGGGGAGGAGGCUGUAAGGGACGGCCCUCCAGACGGGGGAGUGAGUCCCGUGCCUGUGAAGUCGUCCUUCUCACGCGGGUCUGGGCCGCGCUGGGACGAGCUCUCAGACCUUGGCACUGUGCGGGGCAAGCUGGACAUAGCAGCCGCGCGGCAAGGGGUGAGAGAGGCGCUGGGAGGAGACGGCUCUGAUGCCUCGAGGGACGGUGCUGGGGGUGCAGCGGACGGGGCGAGGAUUGGGGUAGGGCAGAGCGAGAGUGAGAGGGAGUCGGACAGGGGGACGUCGGCAGCGGGGAGUGUUGCUGGAGGGCAGGACGUGGGGGGUGGGUUGCGGGAGCAUGAGAGGCAGCGGGAGAAGAUGCGGGAGCUUGUGCGGGAGCGGGCCAAGGCACGCAUUGAAAAGCGGGACAGGGAAAAGGAACGGGCGCAGAGAGAGGCGGGGAGGGAGAGGGAAGGGUCUGAGGAGGAGCGGAGGCAGAAGGAGAGGGAGAAGGAGCUGAGGAAGGAGAGGGCGCAGGAGCGCGUGAGGGAGAGGAUGAAGGUGCGAGGGUUUGACAGUGGUGCGAGUGACGCUGAUGGGGCGUCCAGCGUAGGGGGCAGCAGCAGAGCAGGGGCGACGUCGUCAGCAGCUGGGGCGGGUGCGGGAGCGGGAGGGGGAGCGGCAGGAGCAGGUGCAUUGCCACUGCCACCAGGUGUGGCAGAGCGAUCAGGGUUGGAAAAGGACGUGGUUGCUCCGCCGCUGCCCAAGCUGUUCUCUGGACCCACAGGGGCAGGGUUGGCAGAGAGAAGGGGGGCGGCAGGUGGAGGGGCAGAUGAGGGGAUUCUGCCGCCACCCCCAUCGCACGUGGAUAGACUGAGGCAUGGGCAGAGCGGUGAGAGCUCUGCUGGCGCUACUGGGGAUACUGCUGGUGGUGCUGGUGGGAGCUUUGGAGUGGCAGGUGCAGGGAGUGCACGGCCUAGGCGUGGGAUACUCAGUCUGGUGCAGAAACCGGGGGAGGAUGAUUCUUCCACCAUUGCCGCAGCUGCUGCUGCCGCGGCUGCAGCAAGGGGUCUGAGCAGCGCGGAUGCUGGUGCGGGCGAGAGGGAGAGAGAGGACGGCCCACCUUCCCCUGCGUCCAGCGGUCGAAGCGGAAGCAGGAGGGGCAGUGCAAGGGAGGGCGGUGGCGGAGGAAGGGAGUACGGCCCUGGGCCAGGCAGUAUGGACGGAUCAGAAGGGUCACGAGGAGCGGCCGUCCCUGGAGCAGGGCUGGUUACAGGAAUCCCCGGGCAGGGGUAUGGGCAGGCGUAUGCACAGCAGCCGUAUCGGCAAGUGCCAGGGCUGGUUCCGGGGCAAGUUUCUGGAUACGUGCCAGGGCAGAGACGGGAUGAGCAGGGGAUGGGUAUGGACGGGGAUUCAGGGGGUGGAGAGCGGUGGCGGGGCGUGCGUGAUGGGAGUUUUGUGAGGGAUGUUUCUGUGGGGGCCGCGUUUGGCCCUGGUGGCGGCAGCAGCAGCGGAGGACCAGACUAUGCAGCUGCGUAUCCCCUUGCAAGGCAAGGCUCGGGGGGUAUUCUGAGUGGGGGUGUGGAAGCAGGUGUGGGGGCUCAACCUAUUGCACGACAGGGGUCAGCAGGCGCGUUGAAUGGGCUUGGAGCGCCCAUGGGUGGCAGCUACUACGACCUGGUGGUUCAGCAGAGGGCCAAUGCGGCAGCCAUGGCGGGUUCAGGGCCGUAUGGGGCGGUGGGCACAGGCACGUAUGGUGCUGGUGCUGCCGGUAUGGAUAGAUACGGAGCCGGGGACGCUGGUGGUGGUGGUGGUGUAGGGGGGAUGGGAGGGGUGCCAGGGGUUGGAGGACGGUACGGAGGAGUGGGGGCAGGCAUUGGUGCAGGGUAUGGGGCUGCAGGCAUGGGCGGAGGGUACGGUGCAGCAGGGCAGGGCAGCUACACGGGGUACAGGCCAGGCUUGGGCCUUCCAGGAGCAGCAGCGGGAGGGAGAGCAGGCAUGGGAGGGGUAGGAGGGCUUGCUGGUGGGACGUAUGGCUAUGGGUAUGGUGCUGGGGUGGGCCCUGGGGUUGGUGCUGCUGCCCCGGGCGGAGUCCCUGGCGCUGCUGGCUUCGGUGGUGUUGGUGGUGGUAGUGGUGGUGGUGUUGGCGGCGUUGGUGGUGGCGUUGGUGGUGGUGGUGGUGGUGCAGGCGAGACGCGUGUAGAGAUGGAGCACAGAGUACAGGUGGUAGCCAAGGUAGCAGACUGGCUGGUGAGUGCAGAUAUGGACGCGCCACCCCCCAGCCACGUGUCCCUGGGCGCGCGUGACUCGGAGUACGGUGUGAGCGCAGAGCUAGAGGACGAGUCCCUCGCAGGGUCCAUAGAGGCUGGGCGCGUGGGUGAGAUGGUGGAAAAGAUUCUGAGUGGGAAGCUGGGCGAUGGGGGGCGGAUGAGAGAAGAGGAGGAGGAGGAUGAGGAGGGAGGGUCGGAGGAGGAGGAGAUGGAGGAAAUGGAGGAGAUGGGUGAGAAGGGGGAGACGGGGGAGAGAGAAGCAAGGCCUGGUUCACAAGAGGGCAAGAAACCAGAAGAGGACAAGAAACUAAAAGAGGACAAGAAACCAGAAGUGGACAAGAAACCAGAAGAGGACAAGAAACCAGAAGAGGACAAGAAACCAGAAGAGGACAAGAAACCAGAAGUGCCACCUCCACCACCUCCCGCCCCUGCUCCUCCCCCUCCUCCACCACCACCCCCUCCUCCUCCCCCCCCGGCUCUACCUGAUAAACCCGCACCCGCCCCUCCGCCCCCACCCCCUGGUCCCAAGGGCAAGGGGCCUCCCCCUCCGCCUCCUCCGCCCAAGGGCGGUCCCCCUCCCCCUCCCCCGCCUGGAGGCAAGGGGAAGUUCCCCUUGGCGCCUCCCCUGGGGGGCAAGCGGGGUGGGCGCGCCAUAGUGAACUGGAACCCUGUGAACGCAGGCGAUGACUCCAUCUGGAAGGGCAAACUGGACAUAGGUGUGAACAUAGACAUAGGAGACCUGAAGAAGGAGUUUGAGGGCAAGAAGGUCGAGGCACCCAAGCCCCUCUUGACCGUCGCUCCCAAGAAAGUCAAGAUCCGCCUUCUGGACGAGAAGAAGGGGCGCAACAUGGAGAUUGCCCUACGCAGCAUCAAGAAGGACCCCCGCGACCUUGUCCGCUGUCUGUUGACGUUGGACGCGGCAGCACUGGGCGAGUCAACGGAGUCGUUUGUGGAGACGCUGCUCAAGUACCAGCCCACACCCGAGGAAAACAAGCUGCUCAAGGGGUACAAAGGCGACUUCGACGAGCUAGGGCCAGCUGAACAGGUGUUUCUACUGCUGCUGCCAGUGGAUCGCCUGGAGGUGAAGCUCAAAGUGCUGCGCUACCGCAUAUUCCUCUCCGAACGAAGCAAGGGGUUGCUAGACACUCUGCAGUUUGUGAUCUCCGUCUCAGAAAAGGUGCAGCAGUCGACGCUGCUCAAGACGGUGCUGCUGGUGAUUCUCAAGAUAGGCAACAUGCUCAACGAAGGCACCAGCAAAGGGCGAGUGGAGGGCUUUGCGGCCAAGGACUUGAAGCAGGUGGUGCGCACCAAGGGCCUCAUGGCUUACCUCAUCAAGGUGCUGGGCGAGGGGCAGCCUGAGCUGCUGACGUUCUGGAAGGAGUUUUUUGUGGGUACACGGAACCUGCUGGAAGAAGCGCGCAAGGUGGAGUUUGGCGCUCUACAGGAGGCCGUGACAGAGGUUGAGAAAGAGGCUGCGGCCACUAAGAGAGAGCUCGCUGCUGUGGACAGACAGAUCGAGCAGGAGAGAGAGCGCAGAGAGAAGCUGGAGGCGGAGAGGAAGGCAGAGGAGGAAGCGGAGGAGGGGGAGGGGAAGGAGGAGAGUGUGGAGGGGCUGAGUGAGGAGGAGAGGAAGAAAAAGGAGGAGGCAAAGGCGAAGAGGGCGGAGGAGGCAGCUGAGGCAGAGCAUAAGGGGAAGGAAUUGGCGUCAAUGCACGAGGCCCUGGAGCAUUUCAUCAACAAUGAGGUGGAGCCUGUGCUGUCGCAGCUGCACGACCUGCACUCCCAAAUGAAGGAGACAACAGCCUCCCUGUCACGCUACUUCGGAGGAGACGCCAAGACCGCUCCGUUCACACUCAUUGCGGAGGUGCUGAGUGAUUUCAUCGCCAAGUUUCGAACAGACGUGGCGGACUAUGAGAAGAAGAAGAAGGCCCUGGAGGAGGAGCAGAGGCGCAAGAAGAAAGCAGCGGAGGAGGAGCAACGCAAGAAGCAGGCAGAGCUGCUCAAGGAGCAGCAGCAGGCAGAGCUCCUGAGCGACGUGGCCUCCAGCAGAGAGGGCUUGAUGCGCGCGGUUAGUAGAGGCGACAAGGCCGCUGCUGCUGCAAUAGCAGAGGAAGAGGCGGAGGAGAAGGAGAAGGAGGCAGGUGGAGCGGUAGCAGGCGGGAGGGCUGCUUCUCUGUCUCGAGCAGCGGUGGUAGUGGCAACCAUGGCUGGCAGGCGCAGUGCCAUGGAUGAUGGGUCGGAGACUGAGGAUGAUGAGGAGGAGGAUGAUGAUGCAGUGGUGGUGGCAUCACAGCCAUCGCACGAGCCGGGCAGCGUGGGUUCGUCGCGAGCAUCAACGGCGGCUCUGCUGCGGGCACAUGUGCAGCAGCGCAGGGCGGUGGUUCUGUCGGAUGACAGCGAAGAGGAGUCGUCUGAUGAGGACGUGCCGCAGCAGCGUGCCGAUACAGUGUCCAUGCCAACGCCGUUGUGA